GAGGCUGAGUGUUUGGAGUUUCCAGGUGUGUGUACAUCACCUACACGGUCACUAUAUAAACUCAGGCAGCCAGAGACCUGGCCAGAGAACACCUGUCACUGCACCUACCACCCCUGAAGGCAGGAGCAGCCAGCCUAGGGAGAGCCACAGAAGAGAGCAGUCGCUCCCCAGCCUGACGACACAUCACCUGCUCCAAGCCACUUGGUCUUCCCCCUCCUCCAUGGACUCAACCAGCGUGGGGGUGCUGUGCGCCCUGCUCCUGCUUUCGCUGUCGGCCGGCCAAGCCCAGGGGCGGUCAAGGGACCGCCGCAACCACCAUCAACACUGCUUCAGCCAGGAGCAGCUGCAGGCUGGAGAGCUGCCCACCCACUUUGUGAGCAGGACCAUGAAGUGGGACCGCUACGCCCCCGUGCAGCUGGUGCCACACCUGGAAAAGCUGCAGCAGGACAGAGGCCAGAGACGCAAGCGCCAAGUAGAUGGUUGCCCGGCUCUGCAGCUCCAGGCUACCGUCAGCAGCGAGCCCAACGAGCGCUCCCUCUCUCCCUGGAGAUACCGCAUCGACGAGGAUGAGAACCGCUACCCGCGGAAGCUGGCCUUCGCUGAGUGCCUGUGUACCGGCUGCAUCGACGCCAAGACGGGCCGGGAGACGGCCUCGCUCAACUCUGUGCCCAUGCGCCAGACCAUGAUGGUGCUUCGCCGCAAGCCGUGCCCGCACAGUGCCAGCCCUGGGACCUUUGCUUUCGAGAUAGACUACAUCAAGGUGCCAGUCGGCUGCACCUGUGUCCUCCCCAGGUCCAGCGGCUGAGCAAACGUGACAGGUGCUGGAGCAGCCGAGCUCCUGUGGAGCCAGCUGGUUUCCAGCAUGUUCAUCCCAGACCCGUAGUGUGACCAUGUCAUACAGACCAGUAUGUUUGUUUUAAAGCACUUACUAUUUAUUUCAAUUGUAGGCCCUAUGGAACCGGUUUCCUGUUCUUAGUGAGACCACCCCCAACCAGCUAGCUGUCCUGGGAUCUGGAUUCCAGCUUGCCGUCUGGUGAUCCAGAAAUCCAAACCGUCCGCUGCCCAGGUUGAGCUGCAGGUGCUUUGCACGCUGGAAAUGCAAUGAAAAGAGCUGUGAAUCCUCAUGCUUCAGGGCACCACCUGACUGCCAGCUAGAGGGGCCAGGAAGGAAUUUUCUCCUUGCUAGAGUUUUGCACAAUUAGGUGCAUCUCUUGGGAGGCGAGCGGGAAUGUAUUUCUUCCUCUGAAGCAACUGGCAUUAGCCACAGGCCGUUAGCCUGUUGGAGGGAUCAUUCUAAUGCCCUUGUGUUUAUUACAGACCUCAUGCCUGGCUGGCCCUGCCUCCUUCCCCAAGCUAGAUAGAGGGUGCAUGUGACGGGAGGAGGAGGGAUCAUAUGGAGCUAGGCGAGCACGCCUGCCUUGCUGAUUGCACACAUUGUGCCGGGCACUGCCUCCGGGUGCUGUCUAGCAGAGAGCAUGCCAGGGCUCUUCUUUGUGUGGCUACAUUUGUCUUUAAGAAAAAUCCCCAAAACAUAUGAAAUUCCAGCCAGAAAAACCUGACAGUAAAGGCUGCACAGUGAAGCAAUGGCAAAGCUGGGGUUGCCUCCAUAUCCUUAAUUCUGCCCUGCAGAAAGCAGUGCAUACUGACUAACAUUGUCCUUGCUGCUUUACUUUGCAGCCUUAAGAUGCUCUCUGGGCUGGGGACUCACAUAUACUUUACUAUCAAACCCAAACACGUUGACUGGCCAGCAAGCUGUGAAGUGGGGCCGUCAGUCUGUGCUCUGCGCAUUCCCAGCCCCUUGGGAGACCUGCAGUACCCUGCAGCCGUCCUUGAUGCUGCAAUGCAGGGAACCAUGGGCUAUUACAAGGCUGCAUCCAGCCCAGAUGGCCCCCAGCUGGGCCGAAAGGGGUCGGGGCCAGCCAGCCGUGAUGCUGAUUUGUUCUGUGUAUUUAUUGAUUAUUUAUUUAUUUCUAUUUGAUGGGAGAUGCUGUCCCCAGAAAGGAAGAUGCUGGCUCCCUUGUUACCAAGAAACAUUUUCUUUGGAAAAACACUGAGCCAGAUCCAACCCCUGGCCUGUCUCAUACUAGCCACAGCCUGAAGUCUUGCAUUGGAAAUCAGGCCUGCCAAAUGGGACACCAGUGAGGCGUUCUGGCCCUGCUGACGGGAGGCUGCUGGCUCUGGGCAGUGCUUAUAGUCCCUCAUGAGCUUCAAAAUACCCCUGAAGAGCAAUCCCUGAGGCUCAUGGCUUGUAAAGCGUGAAGCAAGUGGCCACACGUGUGCUCAGUGCCCACAGCAACAGGCCAGCCCAGCACCUAGCUGGACCCGAGACUACACACCAGCAGGGCCAUUUUCUUUGCAGCAGCUGCUGUGUUGUUGUUGUUGUUGUUUUUGAAAGUGGCUAGGGGAUGCUCUCUCCCCAGAGCCAG
Dermochelys coriacea (leatherback sea turtle) is the source of this 2426-nucleotide messenger RNA. It is a transcript of the gene IL17C, whose product is annotated as interleukin 17C. The record is from RefSeq and is a predicted model, not a curated record. Gene Ontology annotation, biological process: inflammatory response. Gene Ontology annotation, molecular function: cytokine activity. Gene Ontology annotation, cellular component: extracellular region. Lineage: Eukaryota; Metazoa; Chordata; Testudines; Dermochelyidae. The transcript is spliced from 3 exons. The coding region runs from base 221 to 805 and encodes 194 amino acids.